Messenger RNA from Daphnia carinata, 1472 nucleotides. It is a transcript of the gene AP-2mu, whose product is annotated as AP-2 complex subunit mu. Gene Ontology annotation, cellular component: AP-2 adaptor complex; cytoplasmic vesicle. Bases 165 to 1469 code for a protein of 434 amino acids. Gene Ontology annotation, molecular function: clathrin-cargo adaptor activity. NCBI's taxonomy places the organism in Eukaryota, Metazoa, Arthropoda, Branchiopoda, Diplostraca, Daphniidae. The record is from RefSeq and is a predicted model, not a curated record. The transcript has 8 exons. Gene Ontology annotation, biological process: intracellular protein transport; clathrin-dependent endocytosis.
UCUGUCAUAUGGAUCGUCUUUCUUGUUAGUACUGUUACUGUCAUUUCGCUCUGAAGUGACAGCACAAGUCUGCUAUUAAUCGAAAUUUAAUAUUCAAUCAGAGACAAGGAAAAACGGACUGGUGACGCGUCUUUGAGGUUUGUUGCAAACUUCAAGAUUUCAUCAUGAUUGGAGGCCUUUUCAUCUACAAUCACAAAGGAGAGGUCCUAAUAUCCCGUGUUUACCGUGAUGACAUUGGCAGGAAUGCAGUAGAUGCUUUCCGAGUCAAUGUUAUUCAUGCAAGACAGCAAGUCAGAUCACCUGUCACUAACAUUGCCCGAACAUCUUUCUUCCAUGUCAAGCGUGCCAACAUAUGGGUUGCAGCCGUAACAAAACAGAAUGUCAAUGCAUCCAUGGUCUUCGAAUUCCUCUUGAAGGUUACUGAUUGCAUGCAGUCAUACUUUGGCAAGGUGUCAGAGGAAAAUAUCAAGAACAAUUUUGUUCUGAUUUAUGAGCUUCUGGAUGAAAUUCUUGACUUUGGCUAUCCCCAAAAUACUGAUACUGGUGUACUAAAGACAUUCAUUACUCAGCAAGGCAUUCGGACGCAAACAAAAGAAGAACAGGCCCAGAUUACAUCUCAGGUGACAGGCCAAAUUGGCUGGCGCCGCGAAGGAAUCAAGUACCGACGAAAUGAGCUUUUCCUUGAUGUACUGGAGUACGUCAACCUACUGAUGUCACCUCAAGGUCAAGUACUUUCAGCCCAUGUGGCUGGCAAAGUAGUGAUGAAAUCAUACUUGUCAGGCAUGCCCGAAUGUAAAUUUGGCAUCAACGACAAAAUCAUCAUGGAGGCCAAGGGCAAACCAUCGGCAGAUGACUCGGCUGCUCGCACCGGCAAGACGGCCAUUGUCAUUGAUGAUUGUCAGUUUCACCAGUGUGUCAAGUUGUCAAAGUUCGAGACUGAGCACUCGAUUAGCUUUAUCCCCCCUGACGGAGAAUUCGAGCUUAUGAGGUACCGAACGACCAAAGAUAUUUCGCUACCUUUUCGAGUUAUCCCGUUGGUGCGUGAAGUGGGACGGACAAAGAUGGAAGUCAAAGUGGUUGUCAAGUCCAACUUCAAACCUUCGUUAUUGGCACAGAAAAUCGAAAUACGCAUUCCAACGCCGCUCAACACGUCUGGCGUUCAACUGUUGUGCAUGAAAGGCAAAGCCAAGUACAAAGCUUCUGAGAACGCCAUCGUUUGGAAGAUCAAACGGAUGGGUGGUAUGAAGGAAUCACAACUUUCGGCUGAAAUUGAGCUUUUGCAAACCGAUACGAAGAAAAAGUGGACUCGACCCCCUAUUUCCAUGAAUUUUGAGGUUCCAUUUGCACCAUCCGGCUUCAAAGUCCGAUACUUGAAAGUCUUUGAGCCCAAGUUGAACUAUUCUGACCACGACGUUAUCAAAUGGGUGCGUUACAUCGGACGUAGUGGCCUCUACGAAACGCGUUGCUGAAAA